CUGGCCUUGCUGAACUUCUUCCACCCCGAGGACAAGCUGCACGUGGGUGAGGAAGGCAGACGAGUGCGGCGGAACAAGAGGAGUAAAGGCAGCGAAGGACCUGAUGGUCCAAGUUCAGUGAAAAACAAGAAAAAGGGGAAGAAGGCUGGUCCUCCAGGGCCCAACGGACCCCAAGGGCCACCAGGUCCUCCUGGGCCACAGGGUCCCCCUGGAAUUCCUGGAAUCCCUGGGAUUCCUGGCACAACUGUCAUGGGACCACCUGGACCGCCCGGCCCGCCCGGCCCUCAGGGACCACCUGGAGUGCAGGGACCCUCAGGUGCAACAGACAAGGCAGGCUCCAGAGACAGCCAGCCAGCUGUGGUUCACCUCCAAGGCCAAGGCUCAGCAAUCCAAGUGAAGAAUGAUCUUUCAGGUGGAGUCCUCAAUGACUGGUCUCGAAUCACCAUGAACCCCAAGGUGUUUAAGCUUCAUGCCCGCAGUGGGGAGCUGGAGGUACUGGUGGACGGCACAUACUUCAUCUAUAGUCAGGUAGAAGUAUACUACAUCAACUUCACAGAUUUUGCCAGCUAUGAGGUGGUGGUGGAUGAAAAGCCCUUUCUGCAGUGCACUCGGAGUAUUGAGACUGGCAAGACCAACUUCAACACCUGCUACACAGCUGGGGUUUGCCUCCUCAAAGCCAGGCAGAAGAUUGCUGUGAAGAUGGUGCAUGCUGACAUCUCCAUCAACAUGAGCAAGCACACGACUUUCUUUGGGGCCAUUCGCCUAGGAGAUGCACCUGCAUCCUAGAGAGGAGCUUGUCAUGGCCAAGGAGACUCAGAGAACUGCCCAGUGCUGCUGUUCAUAAGCCUAUCAGUAUUUCAGGGGGUUCUGUAAUCCAGCCAUAAAGGAAACUGAUCCAGAGCUAUUUAUUCCUAGCUGUGAAAUGCAGGAAGCACAAUUGUCCUCUGGGACUUGCAUGGAGACUUGGAUCCAAACCAACCCAAAAAAACAAAGCCUGGUGAGGAAGGAAAAGCUCUCGUGGCUGCCUUGUCUCAGUAGUUCAAGUAUUACUGCACUGAUCCUCUGCUCUGUGAUCUCCACAUGAGGCUUGUUGGGAGAGCUCUGGGCUCUGCUUUUAGGUUGCACUAACAAGAGCAUCCCAGGUGGGAGCAGGAGA
Molecule: messenger RNA, 1156 nt
Organism: Acanthisitta chloris (rifleman)
Lineage: Eukaryota; Metazoa; Chordata; Aves; Passeriformes; Acanthisittidae
Gene: EDA
Product: ectodysplasin A
Exons: 7
Biological process (GO): immune response; animal organ development
Cellular component (GO): membrane
Molecular function (GO): death receptor agonist activity; tumor necrosis factor receptor binding; death receptor binding
Source: RefSeq, a predicted model, not a curated record